UCUGGUACAAUUAUGCAACGAAGGGACAGACGAGUUUCGACUGGCGAUGAAGCGCUGUUGUGCUCCCCUUCCACAGUAACGUCUUCGGACCAGCAACAGAUGCUGAACGUGCGCAGCAAUCAAACUUAUCCCUUCGUUGGCAGCAGUGGACGCAGUCAUGACGAGGAGCUCCUGUCCCAUGCUUUCCUUGACGAGGUCUCAGAGGGUGCAGUCGAAGCCGCACUCUCUCGGGCGACAUCGGAGGUACUCUGUGUAUUGAAUUCUUAUAUGGAGGUAGAUGUACUUAGAUAAUCUUCAGGAUAAAGAAUUCACAUCCAGGUGGUAGCGAUUAGGUAGGUCAUAACUACGGCUUUUUCUUUUUCCUCUGAUAAUGGGAUAGUAUGGUAAUGCUAUCCAUACCCAUACUACGACACUGCUUCACACUAGAGGUCAUAUACUGCUCAACACAUGCCCUUCUUUCCAGGUACUGACAAAUCACGCUUUAUCGACACGGAGCGUGGAGGCAGCCGUGGCCGCCAGUGUUGGAGUUGGCGGAAGAGCCGCCCCCGCAGCGUCAGGAGCCGACUCAGUGGAGGCUGACAUCGAUGCCCACGCGACUGGAGAUAGUAACACGAGUGCAACAGGGACAAGUGCUGCAGUUGGCCUCUGGGGUAAAUUGGGUUUGCAACUCAAUCGGAUUCCGUUUCUCAGCGGCUCUGUCCGAGAGGAGAGCACAACUGGUGUAUGUCAAGGAGCAGCAGCAUCAUCUGAAGUUCCCGAAGUCUCCACUUUGGAGCGUGAAGCGGACAACGAGGCGGCAGACGCACCUGCAUCGUUCCAAUCAGCCGCUGACGAGCGAGAUGACCAUGUCGUGGAAGGCAUCAAACGGACGAUUAAAGAUGGUGAUGGAGCAGGUGAUGAAGUGAAUCGUACAAGAAAUGUAGGACGAACAGAUCUUCACACGACAAACGAUGAAAAAAAAAAUAUAACGACAAGAACCCAUGAAGGAGGUGAAGGUAGAUUAUGCCGCAAGACGCGGUCUGAUGGAAAAGAUGAAGGAGUCUCUUCUGCGACUCGGGAUGCACAAGCCGAGCAGACUGUGGUGUCUCGGAGCCGUGAAAUGAGUGAGGCAAAUUAUACAGCGAAGGAGGAAGCGACUGUAGAUGACAGGCAGUCUAUCACCACUGGACAACUUGAUUCGGGGAGAGACGAAGAGGAUCAGAAAAGUCCUGAUUCACAGAUGGAUGAGCGUAACGACCAACAUGUGCAAGAAGAGGAGCUGCCCUCCGAGGAAGCUACUUCACGGCCCGAUGGAGAUGACAUCAACGCUCAAGGGGACCCUGGACUGCGGAAGAUGGAGAACGAAGAAAACCCACAAGAAAAUCCUAAGCCCCGGAGCAUUACUUCUUCGGAGAGGGAAAGUAGAGGCAAAGGGCGAUCGCUGCUUGUUCUGGGCGCUUCUUCGGGACACACGGAAUUGUGGGUUCUGGGUGUUUUGAUUGAGCUACUUGUGUGCCUUCUGCUAUCGGUAUUGCCGUGUUUACCGGCACCAGCGAACUGCUGCCGGAUGCUGCUACCGUUCCUCUGUAUUUUCCUCUUGCUUGGUUGGCUUGCUGUAGGUAUCGGUAGGGCACGGUUUGCCGUUGUUUGGUAG
Amoebophrya sp. A25 is the source of this 1633-nucleotide messenger RNA. Lineage: Eukaryota; Dinophyceae; Syndiniales; Amoebophryaceae. The record is from the annotation of a GenBank genome assembly.